UCCAAACUCCAAAGGGCGCCAUCUCAUCUCCGCGCGCUCCAUUCCAACCUACACCUUGAACAGGCACCAUGACCACAUGAAAGAGAGAGGCAGCCUUGCAUCCGCAUCACUUUCAGUCGCUACCACCUUUGGCCUUGGCUCCGGGAGUAGGAAGCAAGAGCAGGGUCGCCGUCCAUCCGUCCCCGAUCGAGCCACCACCACCUCUCCGCACGGUUGUGUACGUGCGUGCGUACGGUUCGCGCCAUUCCCAUUAUUACGCCCCAGCUGAAGCCGACCACCGCUCUCUCCCGAGCUCGAUCGCGCGCCAUGAAGCCCACCUCCUCCACGGUCGCCGCCUUCUACGCGACGCUCGCGCGCGGCCUCGACGACCUCGACCGCUCCCUCGCGUCGGGCUCCUUCCUCUCGCUGCAGUCCCUGCGGGCCGCGCUGGCGCUCCUCCGCGCGGCGCACGCCGGGCUCACGCGCCUCGUUGGCUCGCUCCACCUCCCCGCCGGCGGCGCGUGGCUCGACGAGUACAUGGACGAGACGUCCCGCCUCUGCGACGCAUGCGGGGCGCUCCGCCUCGGCGCCGCAGCCAUCGAGGGGUACUCCGCCUCCGCCUCCCAGCUCGUCUCGCUCCUCCAGGCCACCGCCACCGGCGCCCGCCCCAGCCCCCACCUCUCCCGCCAGGUGACGAGGGCCAUCUCGGUGUGCAGGAGGGAGGCCAUCGCGCUCAAGGAGGAGAACAGGGCGCUCGUCGAGACGCGGGGCGAGGCGCUCGCGCUGCGGCUCAGCGAGAGCGUGCCCGCCGACGCCAAGCUCAGCGGCUACAACGGCUUCCGCGGCGUGCUCUGCGCCACCAGGAUGCUCACCUCCUUCCUCCUCACGCUCCUCUCCUGGGGCGUCCUCCACUACCACGCGCCGGACCCGGCGGCCGCCUCCACCGCCGACUGCGGCGUCUACUUCGGCCAGGCGUUCGCGUCGGCGCUGUCCCGCGCGCAGCAGCGGGCGGCGGCCGAGGCCGACAGGGCGGCGGGCGGCGCCGCGGGGGUGAUGAUGUACGAGUUCCGGCGCGCCAAGACGGCGGUCGAGCAGCUCAAGGACGCCAUGGACAGGGGAAGCGGCGGCGUCGGCGCCGCCACGGAGGAGGUGACCCUUUGGGCCGGGCUGCUGCGGUCCGGGUGCGACGACAUCGUGGCGCUGGUGGACGACCUGUUCGACGAGGUCGUGGAGGGGAGGAAGAAGCUGCUCGACCUCUGCAGCGGCAGCAAGUAACCUCCAUCGUCGGCUCCUCUCCUUCGGUUUCCCGGUGCAUCCUUGCUCUGCAUUCUGUAAUGGCGACAGCAGGGGCUCUCUGCUUCGUGUGUUUUCUUUUUUCACAAGUUCUUUGCUCUGGUUCCUGGCCGAAUCCUCAAUUUGGUAACAGCUGACAUGCAUGUCUGAUCAUAAAAUUGCAGCAGAAAUGGAUGGGAGAAAAGUUGUUAAA
Messenger RNA from Lolium perenne, 1465 nucleotides. RefSeq lists its product as uncharacterized. The record is from RefSeq and is a predicted model, not a curated record. Lineage: Eukaryota; Viridiplantae; Streptophyta; Magnoliopsida; Poales; Poaceae.